ACGAGCAAGACGAUGUGCAGUUUUAUUCCACCGAGGAAAACAGCUUCCCAGAGGAUUUGGUCGACGUGCGUAAUCUUUGGAAUAGCGUCAAUUCGUUGUGCGGCUGUUGCGAGUUGUGCAGCUACCGGAGAAAAUUGCAGUACUCAAUUCCAGCAAACCAACAGCUCAAAGCCAGGUCCCAGUAACUCAGAAGUGUGCAAAAUAACCGGCUGCACUACUCCGAACAUACGCGUUGCAGAAUCUGAGCCGUCAAAUUUAUCAUUGCCAUCACGUUUACUGGAUUUGAAAAUAGAGGUCGCAGAGGUCGCCGUUGGUUUGCUGGAAUGCAAGAACUUUGAGCUGAUAAACUCAAUAGAGCAAAUUACUGGAACCGCUGAAGCUGAAUGAAUUCUAGCUGUCCUUCCG
Molecule: messenger RNA, 405 nt
Organism: Armigeres subalbatus
Lineage: Eukaryota; Metazoa; Arthropoda; Insecta; Diptera; Culicidae
Exons: 4
Coding region: 13-387 (124 amino acids)
Source: RefSeq, a predicted model, not a curated record